Messenger RNA from Branchiostoma belcheri (Belcher's lancelet), 1794 nucleotides. RefSeq names its product heat shock protein beta-6-like. Gene Ontology annotation, molecular function: protein folding chaperone. The transcript is spliced from 3 exons. The record is from RefSeq and is a predicted model, not a curated record. The coding region runs from base 276 to 815 and encodes 179 amino acids. Lineage: Eukaryota; Metazoa; Chordata; Leptocardii; Amphioxiformes; Branchiostomatidae. Gene Ontology annotation, biological process: response to heat; protein refolding.
UUCCGGUACGAACUGGUCGGGGAGUAUUUUUGACCCACGCUAAGAGGUUUGAACCGCCCGCUGCACCUGUUCAGUCGCACUCGGAUCACGGGUGAUAACCGCAGCCGUCCUCACUCAUUGAGCACUGCAGUACCGAGGCACUACCGUACAACAGGCACUGGACUCACGGCCAGCUCAGGGGAUUGUGAAAGGUGCUAAAUCAGGAAAAAUCGGAUUUUGACUGUCUCUAAAAGAUUUAUUUCGAAAAAACUUUUGCCGUCGCUUCCGCUAAGAAGAUGGAGAAAACCAUCCCGAUCAGCCCGAGCCCGGACGUUCUAUCUCCGAGGGCCUUCUUCGAGCAGCACUUCGGACAGGGAGCGUGGGAGAAGCAGUUCCUCGGUGCCAACGAUGACAAGGCCUGGGACUCCCUGUCCAAGAGUCCUCGGAGCCUGUUCCAGUUCCCUCCGCCUGCCACAGCGCCGAGCAUCGGACAAGACAAGUUUUACGUGGAGUUGGACAUGAAGGAUUACACACCUGAACAGAUCACGGUGAAGACCAUUGAUGGGAAGAAGCUCGUCAUUCAUGCUAAGAAAGUUGAGACAUUGGAGGUCAGCGGCCGUAAGGUCACCAAGGAAUUCUCGCGAGAGUACGUCAUCCCCCCGCUCGUGGACUACGAGACCAUCUCGUCCUACAUCACAGCGGAGGGCGUUCUGACGGUUCAGUCUGCUGACCAGCCGCCCGUACAGGCCGCGCCUCCGCCUGCCCUGGUCAAACCGAGCGGCAGAACCGGCGCUACAGGGUUCAAAACAAAAACCACCAUUGGAUUUAACACGUGAACGGCCGUUACCUACGACAAUUUUGUUAAAAAGAUACAGGGAAAGUAGUCCAUACGACAGCUUCCUUUGGUUACGUGUAGCGACAACACACACAAUUGCUACUGAACAUCGUAAACAUCUUAUGUUCAUACCAGCAAACUUUUACACUAUUGACUUGUAAGGUGGUUGGGAAAUAAACACGUCAUUAGAUGUACAAGUUUAUGUUGAAAAUGAUAAACCAGCCACAGCGUCGUUUUCCAGAUGAAAGGGGGUGGGGCGCACAGCUCGGAAAGAUCACAGAUACAUGUACGUAGGUGCGCCAAAGAAUAAGCUUUCCGUAUAUCGAAAGAAAAAUUGUAGCUACCAUACUCACAAAAGGUUAUCUAUUUUUCGAAUUUUACCGGAGGUGUAUAUUAUAUUUUUGCAGACAAUAUAUAAAAAUCAAAUUGAAUAUACAACUGUAUUGCCAGAGCAGAGUAUUUAUACGUGUGGAGCUCUCUCCCAUCUAGGCAUUUGGUGAGACUGUACUUGGUCUGUAAGACUGUAAGUUAUUUCCUACGCGUGUCUUAGACGAGUGUCUUGCUGAAAAACGCUAACAGCUCUAUUUAGAUAAUGAAAAAAAAGUUUAUAACAAAAAAGACGAAAAACAUGUGCAUAUAAAUUUGCCUGCGCGCCGUAAGUGUGGUACAAAAAUGUAAUACGGUUGCAAAACAAGAUAGACGCAUGUAGUACUAGUACUAGCAUCUGACGCUCAUUAUUUUAACAGUUGUUAUGAGCAUUGUACAUGGAUUGAUGGUAAGAUGGCUAUCUGUGGUUAAUACAGCAUCAACAUGGUGCCCUCUAUUGUCUUUAACCACCCGUUGUGUAAUACAUUAAAGUGCUGUGACAGUCAAAAUAUUUAUUAAGUGCCAGUGUGCAGUAAUAGACAAGGGCCAUGAUUAUGAUUGUACAAUAUGUAUGCAUCCAUGUGAGUGAAGUACACAUAUACGUAUGGAUUGUC